GUUGCCUACGUUAGCGUUUUAGCUUAUUUUAAUGCUAAUACCCUAUUUAGAUGUGGUAAAACCUAGUAUUAUCUGAUAAUUUGUUUCUCUAAAAUAUAUAUAAUUGAGCGAAUAAGUUCGCUUAAACUUCAAUUAUGGCUUCGAGUGAAGGGCGAAGUGCUCAGUCAAACUUGCAUCAGCAAGACCUAACCAAAUUGGAUGUUACCAAACUAUCUGCCUUAUCCCCUGAAGUAAUAUCAAGGCAAGCAACAAUAAACAUUGGUACCAUUGGGCAUGUAGCCCAUGGAAAGUCCACUGUUGUAAAGGCUAUCUCUGGAGUGCAGACUGUACGAUUUAAAAAUGAACUGGAGAGGAACAUUACCAUCAAGUUAGGUUACGCUAACGCGAAAAUCUACAAAUGUGACAACCCAAAAUGUCCGCGACCCACGAGCUUCAUAUCGGGCGGUUCAUCGAAGGACGACAGCUUCCCGUGCCUGAGACCUGCUUGCACUGGCCGGUUCCAGUUGGUCCGUCAUGUGAGCUUUGUCGACUGCCCUGGGCACGACAUUCUUAUGGCCACCAUGCUUAACGGAGCUGCGGUUAUGGACGCCGCAUUACUUCUUAUCGCAGGGAACGAAUCCUGCCCCCAGCCGCAGACAAGUGAACACUUGGCUGCCAUCGAGAUUAUGAAACUUAAACAUAUACUCAUAUUGCAAAACAAGAUUGAUUUGGUAAAGGAAGGCCAGGCAAAGGAGCAACAUGAACAAAUCGUCAAAUUCGUGCAGGGCACUGUAGCUGAGGGCGCUCCUAUCAUACCUAUUUCAGCUCAGUUGAAGUAUAAUAUUGAGGUGUUAUGUGAGUACAUCACAAAGAAGAUCCCGGUACCGUUGAGAGACUUCUCGUCGCCUCCUCGGAUGAUAGUCAUUCGUUCGUUUGACGUCAACAAACCUGGUUGUGAGGUCCGAGAUCUGAGGGGAGGUGUCGCCGGUGGCUCCAUUCUGCAGGGAGUGCUUACAGUUGGCAUGGAAAUUGAGGUUCGACCAGGUUUAGUGAGCAAGGAUGCUGACGGUAAACUUACAUGCCGUCCCAUUUUCUCCCAUGUAUCGCUAUUCGCUGAACAGAACGAGCUUCAAUAUGCUGUACCUGGAGGUCUUAUUGGUGUCGGUACUAAAAUUGAACCUACUUUAUGUCGUGCUGAUCGUCUUGUUGGUCAGGUACUUGGCGCUGUUGGAGCUCUGCCGGGAAUUUUCGUAAAGCUUGAAGUUUCGUACUACCUAUUGAAACGUUUACUCGGAGUGCGCACUGAAGGUGACAAGAAAGCAGCCAAAGUCCAGAAAUUGACUAAGAACGAGGUGUUACUGGUUAACAUUGGAUCUUUGAGUACUGGAGGCAGAGUAAUUGCUACUAAGGCUGAUUUGGCUAAAAUAGCUCUUACCAACCCUGUGUGCACAGAAAUCGGAGAGAAAGUUGCCCUCAGCAGAAGAGUAGAAAAUCACUGGAGAUUGAUUGGCUGGGGUCAAAUUCAAGGUGGAGAAACAAUCGAACCAGCGAAGAAUUAAUGUUAUGUAUUUUACUUUUAUACAUUGAACUAUUAUAUGUAUUUAAUAAAAGCAAAUAUAAAUGUAAAUAAAA
Molecule: messenger RNA, 1611 nt
Organism: Trichoplusia ni (cabbage looper)
Lineage: Eukaryota; Metazoa; Arthropoda; Insecta; Lepidoptera; Noctuidae
Product: eukaryotic translation initiation factor 2 subunit 3-like
Biological process (GO): formation of translation preinitiation complex; positive regulation of translational fidelity
Cellular component (GO): eukaryotic translation initiation factor 2 complex; cytosol
Molecular function (GO): GTP binding; translation initiation factor activity; tRNA binding
Source: RefSeq, a predicted model, not a curated record